UCAUUUCUCACAUUUUCGCUCAAUUUGCUUUACGUAAUAGACCCUCUGGUAUCAAUAUCGUUUUAUAUCGGUUACCGGUAAAACGGCGUUUACACAAGAAGUUAUAAAACCGGCGUAAGGUAGAAGGUGUAAACGUAUUAAAUAUGAAAGGAAAACAUCGCACAAAUUAGCUAUCUCACUCGUAUACACGCUUUCAAAUGUAGAAAAUAAGGGACAUGUAGUUAACCUCUUCAGGUGACAUAUGUCAUGUAUAUAAUGGCAGAAGCGUAGAUGUCAAACAGGUAAAAAGAUAUACGCAAUAAUAGAUAAUCAAUUGAAAGGAUCGCUGUCAAGAUGAACGUUGUUAUGGCAAUAAAGCUUUACGUCGCUAGGAUGACGGAGGAAAGUGGGCCGGGCAUGAAAAUUCUUUUAAUGGAUAAACAAACGACCAGUAUUGUCAGUGUAAUUUACAGUCACUCGGAAAUACUUACGAAGGAAGUUUAUUUAUUCGAGAGAAUCGACAGGCCAGUUCACAGCGGAAGUUUGAGGCAUUUGAAGUGCAUCGUGUUUGUACGACCAACAAAGGAGAACGUUGACUUACUUUGUAACGAACUUAGAUAUCCUAGAUAUGGAACAUAUUACAUUUAUUUUAGUAAUUGCAUCACACCAGAAAAUGUUAAACUACUGGCUGACAAUGACGAGCAAGAAGUGGUUCGAGAAGUUCAAGAGUUCUAUGCAGACUAUUUGGCGAUCGACCCGCACUUGUUUUCGUUUGGCAUAAAUGCAUGCUCUCAUAAAUUAUCAUGGAAGUCGGAGCACUUGCAGAGAACCGUCGAGGGUAUCAAAUCUGUUCUGUUAUCGCUAAAGAAGUGCCCAUACAUACGUUUUCAAAGCACCUCGGAGAUGGCUAGAAAAUUAGCAGAGCGAAUGAGGGAGGUCAUAAACAAAGGCAGUAAUCAGUUUGACUUUGGUCAGGAGUCGAACACAAUUUUACUAAUUCUCGACAGGAGAGACGAUCCUGUCACUCCGUUACUCAAUCAAUGGACUUAUCAAGCAAUGGUUCAUGAAUUAAUAGGUAUAAGUAAUAACAGAGUAGACUUGUCGCACAUAAAAGGCAUCUCGAAAGAACUGAAGGAAGUCGUGUUGAGUGCAGCACAUGACGAGUUUUAUGCUUGUAACUUGUACCUGAACUUUGGAGAAAUUGGCCAAACAAUUAAGGAGUUAAUGGAGGACUUUCAGCAAAGAGCCAAGAAACAUCAGAAAGUCGAGAGCAUAAGUGACAUGAAGCAUUUUGUGGAAACUUAUCCUCUUUUCAAGAAACUCUCUGGUACUGUUUCGAAGCAUGUCACCGUAGUUGGUGAAUUGUCGUCGUUAGUUGAGAAAUACAACUUGUUAUCAGUGUCCGAAUUGGAGCAACAGCUCAGUUGUCAAAAUGAACACUCUCCGCAGUUACAAAAGAUUAAAAGACUUAUUUCUGACUCAAAAGUUAGAGAUAUCGAUGCAACACGACUUGUCAUGUUGUAUGCAUUACAUUACGAGAAGCAUGCAAACAAUGACAUAACUGGUCUUCUAGACAUGUUGAAGAAACGUGGAGUUUCCGAAAAGUAUACAAAGCUGAUUUAUAACAUGUUAGAAUACAGCGGAGCCCAUGUGCGACAAAAUAAUUUGUUCGAUAGAGAAUCUGUCGCCAAAAUCACAAAGAAACUGUUUAAAGGAUUAAGUGGGGUGGAUAACAUUUACACGCAACAUACUCCUGUGCUUGCCGAAACCUUAGAGGACCUGCUAAAAGGGAAAUUGAAUGCACAAACAUUUCCUUACGUCGAUAACAUAGGAGCUAUAAGAAGACCGCAAGACAUAAUAGUUUUCAUAAUUGGAGGCGCAACCUAUGAAGAAAGCCUGACCGUUCAUAACUUAAACAAACAGAAUCCUGGAACGAAGGUCAUUCUUGGCGGUACAACAAUUCAGAAUUUUGAGAGUUUCAUGGAGGAGAUCGAAUCCGCUACGACUGGUUUAAUUACAAAGCAUAGUCUAAGGCGUAAAUAAACAAUCAAGUAAGAAAACAUGAAUCUACAUUUGUUACCACUGUAAUUAUAUGCUUAUAUUUAUUUUUUACUGUAAAAACUGCAUUCAUAAUUAAACAUUAUAAUUAAAA
This is a messenger RNA of Orussus abietinus, 2131 nucleotides long. It is a transcript of the gene Vps45, whose product is annotated as vacuolar protein sorting-associated protein 45. NCBI's taxonomy places the organism in Eukaryota, Metazoa, Arthropoda, Insecta, Hymenoptera, Orussidae. Gene Ontology annotation, biological process: intracellular protein transport; vesicle-mediated transport. Gene Ontology annotation, cellular component: Golgi membrane. The transcript has 7 exons. Bases 334 to 2022 code for a protein of 562 amino acids. The record is from RefSeq and is a predicted model, not a curated record.